Messenger RNA from Ailuropoda melanoleuca (giant panda), 1386 nucleotides. RefSeq names its product family with sequence similarity 216 member B (gene FAM216B). The transcript has 5 exons. The coding region runs from base 510 to 935 and encodes 141 amino acids. The record is from RefSeq and is a predicted model, not a curated record. Lineage: Eukaryota; Metazoa; Chordata; Mammalia; Carnivora; Ursidae.
GUGUGCCCUAGAAGCCAUUUCAUCAUAUGCUGGGAAAACAUUCAAGGCAGACUCAAUUGAUGAUGUCAGCUCUGCAUGUAACUGUUCUUUAUCUCUCAGUAGAGAAUCACCAAACUCUCAGAUCCGGUGAGAGGUUUGUGGUAUUCACAGGCUUGCUUCUGCCAUGGUUAUUCCCCAGAAGGUCUGUAUUUAAAUUUUGGAAGAAAAUGCAAACUUCCUGUGUCUGAUAUGGUAGAUGCAGAAGUUGGCACUUGAUGAGACACGAAAUUUGGAAGAAAAAAGAUAAACUGUGCAGUUGAAUGUUGCCCAGAAGCAGAGAAAGGCAUGCAGCCAAAUUCCCCCAGCGCCUUGUGUCAUCACGUGACGUUGCUUGGAUAUCAGCUUAUCAACAGACUGAAUUUCUACCACCACCAACACACAAAGAAAGAGACCUUGCGAGGAAACUACAUUGAACAUGAGUACCAGCUUUUAAAAAGGGGGAGAUUAAAAUACAGGGUACAGGAUAAAGGAUGGGAGAAAAACAGAAAAGACAACAAAAGCUUUGGAAUGUUCCACGGAUUCCUUGCAUUCACGUCCCUUCCUCUGCCUACACCCACAACACUUCCUUAAUGAAGGACCUCACCCAAGGGCAGCAACGCUACUUUUACAGCAUCAUGAGGAUUUACAAUUCCAGGCCCCAAUGGGAGGCCCUGCAGAACCGCUAUAUUCACAGCCUUCAGCACCAGCAGCUGCUUGGCUACAUUACUCAACAGGAAGCUUUGGCUAGUGCCACUGUACUUAGAGAUUCAAUCAAGAGAGCCUCAGCCAAGGAAGCUCCUCAAAGAUCCAUCCGCCGGAAGCCUUCAGCCAUGACAAGAACAUGGCUGUCAGCACCUCCUGGGUCUGUGGGUCGACCCAGGGCUCAAAGUGCAGGGCUUGGAUCUCUCAGGAAUUGAGACUUUGCACAGGCUCUGAAACAGGCACUUAACCCCCAAAUCUAGUGGGUGCUUAGUGCAUAUUCAUUGAAUGAGAAUGAAAAAAAAUUACUUCUAACACACACCCCAUACCUAGAAAUAAUCUCUCUCCCACUCACAAAAAUUUUGCCAACAAGAACAAGUUGAGGGGUUUAAGAGCAACGGAGCAAAGCGUAAACACACCUUUCACUCCACAUAUAAUCUGUAGAGUGAAAUGGCUUUGGAAGCUUUCAAAGUAAAAGCUUCCUUUGAAUUAGAACCCCUCAGACAAGUCCCAAAAACAGUGAAAGUGGAAAAGUCAUCAAAGGGUGCCACAAACCAACACUGAGUUAACACUGAACAUGCAGGGUUUUCGGAGUCAUACCAUCUCAGCAGCAACUGGCCUGUGCAUUUCCAUGUCCUCCUUCCUCUCUUCUUUCCCAUCAAGCAAUAG